AUGACGAUGGUCAUUGAGAACCAGAACCGCCAGUACGGCGGUAUAGGCUUCGAUAGUGUCUACCCGAACAAUCUGUCACACAGCCAAAGUCCCCAAUUUACAGAUCCUUGGGCGCAGACAUCGUCGCACUCGAACCCGCCUGUUUAUACAACCACCUCGAUGGGUAGCAGUCACUUGGCCUUGAACCCCGUCAAACACGAAGAUGUCACCCGGCCGACUGCCAUUUCCAUGCCCUACUCUACCAUUCCGGUCUCGGGCCCGUCACUGGUAGCCGGCAGCAACUACUCGUCGGCUGGUUAUGGAGGCUCCGAUAUGUUGAACAUGCAGCACGACAUGCCUCGCUCCAGCUUUGACGCCGCGCCUUCAUACACUGCUGCUGCCCCCAUCAAUAGCUUCACACCUACCAACUACACAUCACUGGGCUACGCCUCGGGGUUAUCUCAGCAAGAUGCUCGCCGCAUGUCUCAUCCAGCCGAUGCCCGCAUAUCCCAAUCUUCCACAUCAUACAGUGACGCCAUUGAUGCCAGCCGCGGAAUGGUUGCUCUGAGUCAGGAUUUGACACCACGUAAUAUCUAUGCCCCUCGAAGCUCCCGAGGUUCUGCCGAUUCUUACGGAUUCCCUUCUACCCACUCGUCCGUGUCUUCAAUGUCGUCCGCCAGCAACUACCCAUACUACAGCGCCUCCGUGGCCUCGGUCGAUUCUUCCGUCACCGAUUACAGUUCGACCUCGGACCAAUACGAUGGAAUGCCUUCACGAACCCUGCCCCGACCAAAUGGUCUUUUAGGAGCAGCAGCACCUGCAGGUCCUCAGUCGAUGAUGGGCCAAUUCAGCUCCAAGGUGCCGUCAAAUGCGCAAAAGAAACACAAAUGCAAAGUUUGCGACAAGCGCUUUACCCGUCCCUCAUCUCUUCAAACGCACAUGUACAGUCACACUGGCGAGAAACCAUAUGCGUGCGAUGUGGAAGGCUGCGGACGUCAUUUCUCCGUUGUAUCCAAUCUGCGGCGGCACAAAAAGGUCCACAAGGGCGAAAAGGAAACUGGUUCUGGUGAAGAAGAUGAAUAG
Molecule: messenger RNA, 1062 nt
Organism: Talaromyces atroroseus
Lineage: Eukaryota; Fungi; Ascomycota; Eurotiomycetes; Eurotiales; Trichocomaceae
Exons: 3
Coding region: 1-1062 (353 amino acids)
Biological process (GO): regulation of transcription by RNA polymerase II
Cellular component (GO): nucleus
Molecular function (GO): DNA-binding transcription factor activity, RNA polymerase II-specific; RNA polymerase II cis-regulatory region sequence-specific DNA binding
Source: RefSeq, a predicted model, not a curated record